UCUCUCAGCCCAUAUCCAUCUUAUGUUAAUCCACCUCUACUCUCUGUCUCUCUCUCUCUCUCUCUCAAGAGUGAGCAAAGGGUCACUUUCCUAACCAGAAAGACCCCUGCUUUCUCUGGAACACUUCUUAUAUGUGGAACAGUAGCCGUGCUUCGCACUUUCUCUCAUCAAUGUUCACAUUGUAGAGAAACGUAUCUGGUUUGGUGGGUUUUGUUCACUCUACUAUACUUACUACUGGCAUGAAAAGAGAGCCGGAGCUUGGGUCCUUGGGAAUGGACAAUAUGGGUUGAAUUCAGCAGCUUGAAGGAGGGGAGUGGAGAGGUUGCUUGUUUCCUGGGAAUUUAAUUUCCCUUUGACUACAGUUUCUUUGGAUAUGGGGAGAAUUUAUUGGGCGCAUUUAGUGGUGGCGCUUUGCUUGGGGAUGUUUGUGAGCAGUUUGUGUCAGGAUGAUUCAGAUACAGAUUUCUCAGCCGUGUAUAUUGUCACUUUGAGGCAAGCUCCUGCUGCUCAUCACUUUGGCGAGUUGACUACGGACAGGGCUGGUUUCAAAAAUCGUUCUCCUGGAAGAAAAUAUCGGAGUUAUAGAUCCAAUAUUGCUCGAGCUCAAGAUUCAUUAUUGAGGCGGGCACUAAGGGGGGAGCAAUAUCUCAAGCUGUACAGCUACCACUACUUGAUUAAUGGAUUCGCUGUAUUCAUUACCCCACUGCAGGCAGAGAAGCUUUCAAAGAGAAGAGAAGUGGCGAAUGUGGUUUUGGAUUUCUCUGUCAGAACUGCAACCAGUCAUACUCCACAGUUCUUGGGCCUACCAGAUGGGGCAUGGAUUGAAGUUGGUGGUUUUGAAUCUGCUGGAGAAGGAAUCAUAAUAGGGUUUGUCGAUACCGGCAUUGAUCCAAAACACCCCAGUUUUGCUGAUGACAUUUCUAAAUAUCCGUUUCCAGUUCCAGCUCACUUUUCUGGCAUCUGUGAGGUUACUCAGGACUUUCCAUCUGGUUCAUGCAAUAGGAAGCUUAUUGGGGCCCGCCAUUUUGCAGCAUCAGCCAUUACCAGAGGAAUUUUUAAUGCAACUCAGGACUAUGCCUCACCAUCUGAUGGUGAUGGCCAUGGCACGCACACAGCUUCUGUUGCUGCAGGAAACCAUGAGAUUCCUGUUGUAGUUGCUGGGCAUCACUUUGGAAAUGCGAGUGGGAUGGCUCCUCAUUCACACAUUGCUGUUUACAAGGCAUUGUACAAGAGCUUUGGAGGCUUUGCUGCAGAUGUAGUCGCUGCCAUAGACCAGGCAGCUCAGGAUGGGGUUGGCAUAAUCAACUUAGCGAUCACCCCCAAUCGGCGUCCUCCUGGUAUUGCAACUUUUUUUAACCCCAUAGACAUGGCUUUGCUGUCUGCUGUAAAGGCUGGUAUUUUUGUAGUGCACGCUGCAGGCAAUACCGGACCAUCACCUAAGAGCAUGUCUUCCUUCAGUCCUUGGAUCUUUACUGUUGGUGCUGCAUCACAUGACAGAACCUAUAGUAACUCCAUAAUCCUUGGCAACAAUUUAACCAUUCCUGGAGUUGGGCUUGCACCGGGAACAGAUACAAUAUAUGCACUGAUAUCUGCAAUUCAUGCUUUAAACAAUGAGACAACGGUUGCCAAUGAUAUGUACGUGGGUGAAUGCCAAGACUCAAGUAGCUUUAAUCUCAAUCUUGUCCAAGGGAACCUCUUGAUCUGUAGCUAUUCAAUACGAUUUGUGCUUGGGCUCUCAACUAUCAAACAGGCCUUACAAACAGCCGAAAACCUUAGUGCAGCUGGUGUUGUGUUCUAUAUGGAUCCUUUAGUAAAAGGUUUUCAGCUUAAUCCAGUUCCAUUGGGAAUGCCUAGCAUCAUAAUCCCUUCCCCAAAUGAUUCCAAGAUUUUACUCCAGUACUAUAAUUCUUCUUUGGAGAGAGAUGAGCUUACAAAAGAAAUUAUUAAAUAUGGGGCAGUUGCAACCAUCUGUGGUGGACUACAAGCAAACUACAGUAAUUCUGCUCCGAAGGUUAUGUAUUACUCUGCGAGAGGACCAGAUCCAGAAGACAAUGUUCUUGAUGACGCUGACAUAAUGAAACCCAACUUGGUAGCUCCUGGAAAUUUUAUAUGGGCUGCUUGGAGUUCUCUUGGAACUGACUCAGUUGAAUUUCAAGGCGAGAACUUUGCAAUGAUGUCUGGAACAAGCAUGGCUGCUCCACAUGUUGCUGGUCUGGCAGCACUUAUUAAGCAGAAGUUCCCUAGUUUCAGUCCUUCAGCCAUUGCAUCUGCCCUUUCCACCAUUGCUUCCCUAUAUGACAAGACUGGUAGACCAAUAAUGGCUCAGCGUGCCUAUGCCAACCCAGAUUUGAAUCAGUCUCCGGCAACACCCUUUGACAUGGGAAGUGGUUUUGUGAAUGCAACUGCAGCAAUGGAUCCUGGCUUAAUUCUUUAUUCCAGUUAUGAUGACUAUGUGUUGUUUCUUUGUGGUAUUAAUGGAUCUGCUCCUGUGGUUUUGAGUUACACUGGUCAGAACUGUUGGGAUUAUAACUCUACCAUCAGUGGUUCUGACUUGAACUUGCCUUCAAUUGUGAUAGCAAAACUAAACCAGUCUAAAACAAUACAAAGAUCAAUGAUCAAUAUCGCUGGCAAUGAGACAUACAGUGUUGGUUGGAGUUCUCCUUUUGGGGUGUCUGUAAAGGUGGUUCCAACCCACUUCUCUAUCGCAAGUGGGGAGACACAGGUCUUGACUGUAUACUUCAAUGCAACUAUGAACAAUUCUGUUGCCAGCUUUGGGAGAAUCGGACUUUUUGGAAAUCAUGGUCAUAUUGUCAACAUUCCUUUAUCAGUAAUCGUUAAAAUCUCAUAUAACAUUACUAAUAGCUGAGGACUGUCAAGUGUGAAGUGUUCUCUCUUUUAGCUUUG
Molecule: messenger RNA, 2904 nt
Organism: Juglans regia (Persian walnut)
Lineage: Eukaryota; Viridiplantae; Streptophyta; Magnoliopsida; Fagales; Juglandaceae
Product: subtilisin-like protease SBT2.2
Exons: 10
Coding region: 374-2866 (830 amino acids)
Biological process (GO): proteolysis
Molecular function (GO): serine-type endopeptidase activity
Source: RefSeq, a predicted model, not a curated record